UGCAAUUUGAUGAGCCAUUUCACACCUAGUGGGUGAAUCUAUUCCCAGUGAUCUGGCCAUUUUGUUUAUAGCCCAGAUCAGCUGACUUGUUUUGCUGGCUGUGUGUUUGUACAUGCUAAUACACAUGCCAUGUUGCUCAAGUGCAGCAGGAUUUACAGGUGAAAGCGUCAACUGACAUUCACUGCAUCAUGACGGUCAACAUAAAUGGAUCACCCGUGUAGGAGUAUUCCCAGCCCUAUGUGACAGUUUCUGUUGUUGGUUCCAGGGAAUUUUAGCUCUCUCUCUCCUGCCAGAAACAUUGAUAAUCCUCCAGAAACAUUGAUAAUCCUCCAGAUCUGAUGGCUCAACUGCAUUAGUGAGAUUUGGGAUUUUUUUUUCUUUUUGCCAGCAUCAAGAGGGAAUGUAGUGGAGCUUAGAAUGCUGAAACAUCUCCUGACUUCUGAGAAAUCUGGAAGCAAGUGCCUACAUGAGCGUCGGAGGCGUGAUCAGGAGAACGCCUAUUUCGAGGAGUUGGCGGAGCUGAUCUCGGCCAGUGUGACGGAUAUGAGCGCCCUCUCAGUCAAGCCGGAGAAGAGUGCCAUUUUACAGGAAAGCUUAAACAAAAUCAAACAACUUAAACAAGAAAAAGCGUCCUCAGACGCCGUUCAGCAGAGUCAAGUGUCCUCGAGCAAGCCCUCUGUCCUCCCGACUGAAGUCCUCGGACCACUUCUUCUGGAGGCUCUGGACGGCUUUCUUUUUGUUGUCAACAGCCAGGGAAAGAUUGAAUUUGUUUCCGACAACGUUACAGAAUAUUUACAGUAUUCCCAGGAUGAUCUGAUUGGAAAAAGUGUUUACAACAUUAUACAUAUCGGUGACCAUGAUCAAUUCAACUACAGCUAUCUUCCCAUGUCAUUGGGGAGUUUGAUACCAUGGCCCAGUGACUCCACAGUAGCAAAGGGAAGAACAUUUAAUUGUCGCAUGCUCGUUAAACCCCCAUAUGAUGAGAAUGAUGAUGUAGAAACUAAACAGACUUACGUGUCACAGUAUGAAAAUCUUCAGAUCUCAGCCAUCUCACAACCCGGGGAAAAAUUCUCAGAUGGUGCUGAACACUCAGAAGGGCUAUCAUGCUUAGUGUGUAUUGCACGUCGCCUUUCUUUCAACGAAAAGACAAAUACAAUGCUGGGGAUUGAACAGUUUACAACAAAACAGGAUAUCAAUGGAAAAAUAAUCUCUCACGAUACCAGUGGAAUUGUUCGAGGUCAUUAUUCAUGCCCAGACUUUACUGGACAAAAUAUUCAAGAUUUCUGUCACCUUAAUGAUGUUCAAACAUUGUCAAAACAUUUCCAAGAAGUGCUGAAGACAAAAAGUAAUACAAGUAGUGUGUACCGUUUUAAACUACAAGACAAUCGAUACGUAUUUGUGCAAACACGUAGUCAGCUUUACGAAAACGGCAACAAUGGAGACCAUAGCUUUAUCAUGUCAACCCACUCCAUCAUACGAGAAUGUGACUCCGACGUUGAGCUUAAAGGCUCUGCGUCCACAAGUUUAAUGAAAUCCAUCAUUGGACAGUCGAAUACUUCGGUGCCCAAUAACCAAAGAGAACAGAACUCUGUGCGUGGAUUACCAAACAAUAUAUCUCCAAUGGCGGUGUUAAGUGCUAUAAAUCAACCUUUUCAGAACUCUCUGAGCCAGGCUAUAGAGGAUGUUGGGGAUCAAUUCGACCCCUCUUCCAACAGUUGGGACUUUUUAGAUCCUCCGUUCCCUGGAAAUUCUGGACUCGGUGGCGCUAUUCCUGUUUCUCAUAACAAUAACAAUGGAUUCUCCUCAGGAAAUUCAGCCAAUCUUAAUAGUUGGAAUAACAUGCAGCCACAAAUGAAGAUGGGAAACUCCCAACAACAGCAGCAUCUGGUGCGAAAUGUGUUAAACAUGCAGCCACAGCCUAACUCUGACAAACAGAGGCAACUGUCGUUAAACUUUCCCAGAAGUAACUCUUAUGAGGGAGGAGGUCAGAAAAGCCCUAGUUUUGCUUCCAGUCCUAGAGGUAAUCAGUAUCCUCCAUCAAGUCAAAGGGGCAUGCAUGGUGCAAUGGGCAUGAAUAGUCAGAGAAGCCCUGGGAGCAGCAUGGGUCAGAACCCUCGCAUGUCUCCAGCCGCUGGGGUAAUGAACUACCCCAUGCAGCGUACCCCGCCCAUUUCUUCAGUGAGUCAGAACUCCUGGGGGCGUGUUCAUCACAGUGGGGGACAGUUCUCGGCCCCACAGACACCAACUAGUAGCAUGAUGUCUCCUCCCAAUGACGGUCACCAUCAGGCCUUGCAGAACUUGGGGGGUGGAAUUAGCCCCUCCCCAAGGAGGUCUGGAGAGUUCACAUUUCCGUCGUCAGCACGGCCGGGAAAACUGAGUCAACUCUUGUCUGGGAGUAAUCUUAGCUCGGACCUGUUCAAAGGGAACUCUACAGAGUCUGUCCAGUCCUCAACCAAGGACCGCCCAAGCGGUGAGGGCGUAGUGACAAAAUCCCCGGCGGACAGCAUGCAUCAGUCACCGCAGCCUGGGCCAGGCCAGAGUCCCCCGGAGAAACCACAGAGCACUACGAACACGGAUGACUCUGAUAAAGAGGCCCACAGGAAUGUGAUCUUGAAGCAGCUGCUGAGCACGGACGAUGACGAGGAGGAAUGUAAUGAGGCGGCUCCCACGGAGGACACAAAGGGGUCAGACGGCAAGGCCGACAUGGAGAAAAAUGAGGCCGAACCAAAGAAACCCUCAAACGCUCUGCUAAAGAAAUUACUAAGUGAUGAUGGAGAGAAAAAAGAUGGAAAAUCUCGAGACCGCUCAAGACAGACCUCAGGAGAUCUUCUGCAGAUCCUUCUGAAUGAAGAAGAAAGUGGUUCCUCUCCAGUCAUCGCCACAGCUGAGAGCACUAGUCAUGAGAAUGAUCUCUUCUUGCGCCAGAGACACCAAUCUGGGCCCCAGGAGCCCCAGUCUACCACGCCAUCUACCUCCCUCCCACAACCCUGUCUGCCUCCCUACUCCCAGGAGCACCAUCCAGCCACACCCGUCAGUGCAGCGCCGAGUGAAGCCGGCAAAAAAUCGGACGCCAUUGGUGACAAGGCACUGAACUCUCUACUGAACUGUCUUUGGGAAAAAGGGGACAAUGACCCCCUCCCGAAGCCCAGCAGAAAGAGAAAGGCUUCAGGCACGGACGGAAGUGUUGAUAGUACGGACAUGGAAUUGGGCAUGUCCAGUCAACAGCAGGGGAAGAUGGGUAAUAACUUUAGAAACAAGAAUGUGUUACUUGCUCAGUUGUUGUCAAAGCGGACACCCAGUGAAGCGGUGGUGAACACUGGCCGUCUAUUGGUGAGUAGUGAUCCCUGUGAGUUGCCGCAAAGUCGCUUCACUGUUCCAGAGAAACAAAUGAACUUAAGACUUAUUGAUUCAAAACGUUUGUCAACGGAAAAAGAAAAGGAAAACCUGAAAGAUAGUUUUCAGGGAUUUUCUAAUUCUAGCCAGUAUGGGAGUUUGGACAAUUCAGUUAAAACUAGUGUGGGAAGCAGCUGUGCAUCCAGCAUGAUGAGCACUGUGAACACUAGUUCAUUCAAUGGAAUUAGUAUACCAAGUUCUGGCACUAAUGUAACUUCUGUGUCUAGUGAAUAUGAUGAACUCCAGAAGAUUCUGGGAUUUGGGUCCAACAAUGUGACUUGUGAUUCAAUGAGUAACCCAGUAUCAGGGAUGGAUAUAGAUUCCUCAGGGACCCCCGACCCGCUACUGGCAGAGAUUCUGAAGCAAGCAGCAGACUUGGAACAGGAGCACAUCCUGCAUACAAGUAGCAGUAUGCCAAAUAUUAGCCAGGACAUGAAUUGUUUGACGGGGGCCAGUGGAGGCGACUUGAAUCAUGUGGCAUCGUCCGAGGACCUGCAGCUGUUAUCACAGCUAGAGCAGGUGAUACAGGACCCGAACUUUAACAUCGGAUCUCUCCCCGGACUUGAGCAGGAACCCCAGCAGUCUGAUGACCGGGCAGCCAUCAGGAGAAUUCAAAACCAGCUGAUGAGUGAGGACCCCUUCCCAGCUGUUUCAUCCAUGGGACAAAUGAACAACUUGGGACAAAACCUCUCCUCCCAGGCUUCUAUCCCACAGCAGAACAACUAUGGGAUGAGCAGCAACCCACAGCACCCAAUGUCCAGUCCGAUAGGGGGUGGGGGCAUGGACAUGCAGUACCAGCAUAUGGCCAGUCAGCAGUCCCCCUUGCCCACUCAGGCUGGACCUCGCUUCCCCCAGGGGGCGCAAAAGUUCCUGCCCCAGGGUCCUCGCCACUCCAACCCACAAGGCGGGUCCUUAAACAGUGCCUUACAGAGCGGAGGUUCCCAGCAGCAGCAGAGGCCCAUGGGAUACCAGUCUAUGGCAAGUCAAGUACGACAGUCGCUCCUACAGCAACAGAAGCUGAAGCAGCUCAGAGAGCGCCAGGCUGCUCAGCAACAGCAACGCCAGAUGAUGCAUCGGCAACUCAGCCAGCAGUUCAACCAGAGAUUUUCUCCGAGCAUAGAUAACAGCCCCAUGCAGCCUUACACUGAGAAUUUGAGUGAGCUUAUGAACAGUGGGACGGUCCCUAAUGUGACCCUACAGAGAAACCAGAUCCCUGGCCCCAUGUCACCCAGGUUUUCUGGGAUGCAGCAUCAGCAGCACCCGAGCCUGAGUCAGCUUAUACGACCCGGCCCCUCCACCCCCAACUCUCAGAUGUCACCUCACUUCAAUCAGCAACAGAAUCAAUGGAACAUGAGGCAACAGCAGGCUCAGCAACCAGCCAUGCAGAGCCCCAUCAGCAACAGUGUGCCCAAGUCAAACCCGAUCUUGAUGAAUCGUCACCGCUCGUUUUCUGGAGGGACAAUGACCACAAAUAACCAAGGGGGUCACUUCCAGUUCCCUGACCAGAUGGGGAACUCUGGGCAGAUGGGUCUGCUCCAACAACAGCAGCAGCAGACGAUGAUGGCCCAGAACAGGAUGAUGAGACAGAUGAGUCUACCCCCAGGUCAUGCUUCCCCAAGGGCACCUGCUAGUCCCUUUGGGAACAGUCCAGACCCACUGUUGAUGUCCCCUCAUUCUUCGAUAUCCCCUCGCCAGAACCCCCAAACCAGUCAGGUCAGCCCGCCCUUCAAUCACACGUCUUCAUUGGCCAGCUCAGUCAUGCCACCGUCGUCAAUGGCAAACAGUCACCCCAACAUGAUCAGUCAGAACUAUACAGAUUUUGAUCUACUAGACAGCAGUAAGAGUAUGCCGAUGCAGCAGAAGUCGACCUCUCAGUACGUGAAGGAGGAGCUGAGGAACAUUUGUAAUGCCCGGUCAGAGAAGCACCUCCAGCAGCAACAACAACAGCAGCAGCAGGGGAUGUCCCAGGGGCUUCCCCCACCCCCGGUCUCCCAGACAACACCCUCCACCCCCCAGCCACCCACAUCAGUGGAGUACAGUGAGCUCCCCAACUACAUCAUAGAGCAGAUAAGCGAGAUGCAGCAGGAGCAGCAAGCUAAGACAGAUUUUAAUUUUGAUGAUUUCAAGGAAGCAGAUGUUUUAGCUCUCAAAAGGAAAGAGGCCAGGGAAAUCUACCAGCAGUUCCGACAACUCUCUGAGAAAACAGAGCCGGUGGUGCCAGAGAACCCUGAAAUCAAGGCCUCAGCAGUGUUCCGCAGUCAGCUGAUGACCCCCCACAAUGCCAAUGGUCCCCAUCUACCACUGCCGGAUGAUCUGGCACGACUAAAGCCAGAUCAAGUUCAAGUGGUUGCCAAGGAACCAAGGGGGAACAUUGAAGACAUCAAGCCUGCAGACCACAGUAAAAAUAGCCUUCUGCAGCAGUUGCUCUCAGAAUGACAUAGGGCUCCUGUAUAGGAAAAAACCUCACCAAAUAUGUAUAACAGACUUCAGGGAGUUUAAACCUCCGUGCCUGUGGCACGAUAAAAAUGGCCAGUGUUAAGUGCCGGACCUCCAUGGAGCGUCGCCAUGGUAACAAGGCUGUGAUGAGAAAACUUUGAUCUCAAUUUUCUUUGUUGGACAGCUACACCCGGAAUCGCAGAUAUUUUUCUGUUUGUUUUGUGCAGUUACUUGUGAAGAAAUGUGAUUUUUUUUCUGGAGAAAGACUUUAUCUAAGCACAAAGUGCCUGCCAUAUUAAAUAUCCAGGGAAUUUCUCACAUGUGACUUCAUUAGACCUCAAGUGAGCUUGUUUCAUGAGGAGAGUGUUUUACAAUGGACCGUCACAUGGCCUUGUUGGGAUAGAUUUAAUCUAUGUCGGUUUAUAUCUGGAAGACUUGGAGUCGGGAAUUUUAUUUUUGUAAACACAUUUAAUGAACUCCAGAUAUGACAACAUAAUUGUUUUUCCACCAGAAAAAUGAUCACACACGUACUCUCUCAGAGGAAAGGAUUUAUUUUUAUCCACACUGCAGUGGAGUGGGUUUUUAUUUGACGGGUAAAAUAACUAAGAUUAUAGUCCCAUAAUGUUGUAGAUGGGACUAGUGGACCUUUUUUUUGUUAAAGAGACACAGAUUUUAAUGUUGUUUUGUUCACUGUUAUGACUGGUGUAUCAUUGUAUAUUGUAUACAUGCAUAAUGUUUCAGAUAUAUAUAAGCUUCAUUUCAUCGUUUUUGACUUGUCACAGUACUAGCCAACACAAAAUUUUAUUACACUGUAUAUAGAAAUAUAUGAUUAUGUAGAGAGAUGAGAUAGAGUUGUUGUGAAUUUUGUGCAUAAUGUCAAUUGUUAAUCAUUGAAUUAUACAAUGUGUAAAUAGCUGCAUGUACUGAAUUCAAGGCAUGAAGCUUAGAGAAUCGACAGACAUCCUGUUUUGUUGGGAUCUAGGACAGAGGAAAUGCUGGAGGAGACUUAUAAACAUUGUAUUCCUUAUAAUUGGUGUCUGGUUAAGGAUCACCUUUGACCUUUAACCUGUUGAACCCUGGUGGUGUAAAUGCAUACUAUUUUUUUUUUGUAUUUGUACAUAUACAAUUCAUUUUUAAAUGUGUCAAACUGCAUCGCCCAUAUAUAUAAUGAUAGACUUAUUAAUGCCAGGGGAGAGCACUCUAUUUUGAUGUUGUUAUAUCAUUUUACAUGUAGAAACUAUACUUGUACAAUAUUUUUAAUACGAGGCAUAUUUCAUGUUGGAAGAGAGACAAGUGGUUGUAUGAAUUAGAAUUUUUCUGAAUGAAGAGGCUUAACUUGAUAAGUUGUUCCACACCAGUGAUUAUUUAGUGAAGGUCCAGUUCUGUCUGUCUUAGCUUUGGAGUGAAGAACAUUUACUCGAAACUGAACAAGACAUAUUCAAGUGCAAUGUGGUUAGACUCAGAUGGUUUUUUAUCGUUUUGAAAUGUGAAUUUGUACCAGCUGCCAAUUGUCUGGAUAAGUAAGCUGUUGAUUGCUGUCUGUUACUUACUGAUCCACAGCCAGGCGUAUUGGAAAUUAAUUGUCAUUCUUCAUAUGAGUAACUUUAAAAGUAAUGAUAUUGAAGUUUAUUUUGUUAAAUUCACAGUACCAGUAUUUAUUUCUGCUAAAGUUGUGUGAAAUUUAAAUCAAAAAUAUUUAAAGUAGGAAAUCUAGUGAGCCAGACACUUUUAAUAUUUUUUUUUCAUCAUAAAACGGGUUUACAGAUUUGCUCAAUUUUUAGAGUCCAUCUAGCAAUGAAAACAUGGGUUGUCCUUGUUUUCUGGAGAUAUUUUGACUCUUUAUAGGUAAAUAUUGCAUUGCCAAUAUCAUAUAUUUGAUAGGGACACUUUUAAAUAUGGCCUUUCCUCAAUAUUUCUUUUUAUGCACACAGAAAAACUUUAGGUGACUUUAUGCAGUAGGGUUUGCCCCUUCCUUGAAACAUUGGUGAUUUUAUCAAUCAAAUCCAGUCCUUUUGUAUGGAUUAUCAAGAACUGGGAGGAUAGCUCGAUGGACUUCCUCUCAGGGCCCGGUGAUAGAGACUUCUCAAUUAUUCCAGUGCAUUUUUUAAAUUAAAACAAUGUUAGGCCUCAUUAUCAUCCCAUCACUUCUAGAUAUAGACAUGAUGCAAUCAAAAACUGACUGGAUUUCUCUCCCUUUCUUCUCUUCUUUCUAUUUAAUAAUGUCUUUUAUUUUAUCCACUUUAAAAAAAAAAACAAAGCAUGUGAUUACAUUUCUACAUUCAUGAACCGAUGUGUAGAGGGUGUGAACUUUCCAAAGGUGUAUUUCUCCUGGAAUUUGUGAAAUAUUUUAGGUGUCUGUGAAAAACGAAGCAGAUAUGGUUACAAUGAACUGUGGUCUGUUUACUGAGCACAAUGUUAUUAUGGUUUUACAAAACUUAUUUCAUUUCUGUCAAUAUUUUCUUAAAUGCUGUUUUCCAUAUAAUGGUUGACCAUGCCUCCAUUCCAAGUUCUCUUAUCUUAAACAGUUUUUCAGAAAAUGUUUAAUUGAAUUAUUCAUAUAUUUGAUAAGAAAGUAUUUUUGUAUAAUUGAAAAUUUGGAACUCUUUUCAUUUUAGUCCUUGUGAUAUUUUUGACAUUUAUUAAUCUAGUGCAGAGAAAUUUCAAAUUCUUUUCAGUUCUAAUUUCCUCAAUGAUAAUUGUUUAUGUACUGCAUAUUCAAAUCAUUUUGAUUACAAUAAUGUUAAUAAGUGAAAUUUUGAUAUUAUGUGAAACAGUUUUAUUUGAAAUUUCUCUGCAACUAGUCACCAUUAAUAUGAUGAAAAUGCAUUCAACUCGGUUUUUAAGAAGAGAGGUAAUAAGUGCUAUUGUAUUAUUUUUAAAUAUUCUAUUCUAUACAUUUUGACACUGUAUGUGUUAUAUAUAUAUACCUUCAGCCCUUCUGUUUACCUCAAUACAGUUGGAAGGCAUGCCUUAUAGAGCAUUGUACAGGUGUUGAUUGUUAAUUUGUUUCUCUGGUUUUGUGAUUAUGAGGGACCCUCUCCCGGGGGAGGGCUCUUUACCAUCUUUAGUUGUUUCAGUGUUACUUGUCUGUUUAUCAUGAAUUAGUGUAUCCCAUCUUAGAUGACUGGAAAAAUCAGGAAUAUGACAUUAAACAUCAAAUACAGAAAA
Magallana angulata is the source of this 8997-nucleotide messenger RNA. Its product is annotated as nuclear receptor coactivator 2-like. Gene Ontology annotation, biological process: cellular response to hormone stimulus; positive regulation of transcription by RNA polymerase II. The coding region runs from base 418 to 5829 and encodes 1803 amino acids. Gene Ontology annotation, molecular function: nuclear receptor binding; protein dimerization activity. The record is from RefSeq and is a predicted model, not a curated record. The transcript is spliced from 22 exons. Lineage: Eukaryota; Metazoa; Mollusca; Bivalvia; Ostreida; Ostreidae. Gene Ontology annotation, cellular component: nucleus.